GGGCUCGCGCGUGCGCACCGGGAAUCCUGCCCUGGGUACCGCGCGCACGUCUGCACGAGGUGAGAACGAAAUGGAGGGCUCGGCUUCCUCCCCACCCUCCUCCUCAACCGCAGCCUCGGCCUCCGCCCCAGAGACCCCGGCCUCCCUGGAUCAGCUGGACGAAGGGCAGAUUAGAAAGGCAGUGGAGGCUCUGUUGGCACAUUCCAAGUCCAGGAAAAACGCGAAUGGAUUGCUCCUCAAUGAGAAUGAGAAUUUCUUUCUAAUGGUGGUGUUAUGGAAAAUCCCAAGUAAAGAACUGAGGGUCCGAUUGUCCUUGCCUCAUGGUAUUCGAUCAGAUUUAACAGAUAUUUGCUUACUUACCAAGGAUGAACCCAAUUUAACUCCUGAAAAGACAGAGCAGUUUUACAAGAAGCUUUUGAACAAACAUGGAAUUAAAACGAUUUCUCAGAUCAUCCCUCUCCGAACUUUAAAGACAGAAUACAAGGCCUAUGAAGCCAAGCUUCGCCUCUUGGGCAGCUUCGACUUCUUCCUCACCGACGCGCGGAUCCGGCGGCUCUUACCGUCCCACCUGGGGAGGCACUUCUACCACAGAAAGAAAGUUCCGGUACCGGUGAACCUUCUGGCCAAGAAUUUGUCCAGGGAGAUCAAUAACUGUAUAGGCGGAACUAUCUUGAACAUCUCGAAAAGCGGUUCUUGCAGCACGAUCCGCGUCGGUCACACUGGGAUGGAGGUUCAGCACAUCAUUGACAAUAUCAUCACCGUCACCAAGAGGCUUUCACAGAAGCUGCCAGAGAAGUGGGAGAGCGUGAAGCUCCUGUAUGUGAAGACCGAGCGCUCGGCUUCCCUUCCCAUCUUCUCCUCGUUCGUCAGCUGUCAGGGUGAGGCCAGAGGCGUCCGCACCCCCGGCCAGAAGAAGAAGGAAUUAAGGAAAAAACAAAAGCAGAAAGAGUAUCGUGAAAAACAGAAAGGGAAGAAAAGAAACAAAAGGCUUACGAAGCGGGCCAGGAAGGCUGCAUCGGCCCCGAAGGAGGAAGCGAGCCCCGGCACUAGUGCGCCCGCGAAGGACCCCGCGCCCCGGAGGGAGGAGACCCAAGCGUGUGGGAAGAAGGAGAGCAGACGAGCAAAGGCCCGGAGCAGAGUGCAGGACGAAUUGGAAGAGGAGAUCCCUGUGCUGGUGCCAAUAGAGGAGAGUCCAGCGAAAGAAAACGGAGAGGUGCAGAAACUCGCCACAGGAGAGAAGCCUCCGAAGAAGAGCCGCGGUCCUAGCGCGCCUCGCGGGAAGAAGAGAAAGGCCUCGCCCGGCUUGGAGACCCCACAGGCCGCAGGGCCCAAGGCCCCGGGAAAGAGCCCGGGCAAGAAGCCGAGACUCAGAGGAGAGGCGGGAAAGGAACGAAGCUCUUCGCUGGGGAAAAAAGACCCAAGACAGAUGACCAAAAAGCCAGGGGCCAAGGUCUUUGCUACUCCCAGUAAAUCCGCGAAGAAAGCCCCCCACACCCCCAAACAGUGUCCCAAAAAGCCCCGAGUGCCCCAGUCGACCUAAAAGAUCAGAGACUCUAGCAGAAGGAGUCAUCCAGACUCCUAAAACGUGGUCGGCUCCCGGCCCUACCCAGGACGGCCCCUCCGGAGCGAGGCCCAGGCUUCAACACCGGAUUAAUCCUCCAGUCCUCUGCAGGCAAUUCUGACGAGUGUCUGUGGGCGUCAGAACCAGUCGUUGUGAAGUAAAGCCGUUUUUUAAGUUGC
Molecule: messenger RNA, 1740 nt
Organism: Hyaena hyaena (striped hyena)
Lineage: Eukaryota; Metazoa; Chordata; Mammalia; Carnivora; Hyaenidae
Gene: RSL1D1
Product: ribosomal L1 domain containing 1
Exons: 9
Coding region: 71-1540 (489 amino acids)
Cellular component (GO): 90S preribosome
Source: RefSeq, a predicted model, not a curated record